UGCUUAUGCAUCUUUCGAUAAAUAAAAAAAAUUGUUGUAGAUCAUGGCAUGCAUCAACGACGCUCAACUAUGCGCGAGAGAGAGCGAAAUGAAUCCUCAAAUGGCCGCACUACAUUGUUCACGUGCGAGAAAUAAGAAUAACAGCAACAGCAAAUGUUUUUUUCCUAAAUGACCCCAGAUCGAUUUCGAUUCCACAUCAGUCGAAAACUCAAAUGAUUUUGAUUGCUAUCUUUCAGGACCUCAUAAUCAACAGUGUCACGAGCGACUCAAAUUGAAGUCGUGAAAGUGACGAACAACGAACCUGUCGUUGGAUAGCCACUAUCUGAGCGACCCUGUUAUAUUGUUUCACUCAUAAUUGUCAUUGAUCAAAUUAGUUUGCUAGGUUAGUUCUUCAACUCACUAGCUACACCAACACCUUGUCUUCCUUUUAUUGCGCAUAAAAAAAUCAUUUUGAAAACAUAAACGUUCAAAAUGGCGAUGAGCAGCGAGCAGCCACCAUUUCAGAUGCCAAUGCACGAGUCCGAUGUGCUCGGGGAUCAGGCAGAGGUCAUGGCGAUUCUGAAACGUAUCAAUCAUAAUUGAUGAUUGCCUUUAUGUAGAUUGGAGUUCCUCAGCCUGCUGGGUUUUCGCAUGGAUCGCUUGUUUGCAUGAUUUUUGACAUUUUUGAUGAGGAGCAUGCGUUUUGUUUAUUUUCCCUUGAUGAAGAAGUUAUUUCCACCUUUGCAACACUCAACAGAGCAAAAGCGAAUCCAGGCGGACAAGAAUAAGGAAAUGAAGGAACAGAAAUCCAAGGGAAAGCCGCAAGCGAAAGGAAACCGAUCCAAGCGCGCUGGUCUCAUGUUCCCGGUCGGCUUGAUUGACCGAAAAUUGGUAAGAAUUGUUUUUGAGUACCGACCCGAGGACAUGAUUUACUUUGUACUACGAAGAAUAUUAUGAAGGCAAAGCGCACGUUCCAUUUCGCUCUGCCUUUCUUGCAACAGCUUUGUGCUUGGACGAUGCGUGCUUCGAAGGUCCCUCUUGCAUGGCAAUUUUAGUGUACCUAUCGACAUUCACAUACAUAGAACAAAACAAAAAUGAAACUCAUACCAAUUUUUUUUACAGAAAGAGAUGGGUGUCGCGAAGCGUGUGGGUCAGGGUGCGUCAGUUUUUCUGGCUGCAGUCCUCGAAUACUUGACCGCAGAAGUGCUGGAGUUGGCGGGAAACACGACCCAAGAAGCGAAGAAGACCCGAAUCUUGCCGCGUCACAUUCAGCUGGCAGUACUUGCUAAUUUACUUGACUUUGCUGAUUUUAGCUGCUGCUGUAGUUUUUCAUGCCCUUAUGCUCCAAUGUCGACCUGUUCCUUUGCAGUUACGUUUGAGUCUUGAGCUUCCAAGAGCAAGUUUGAUGAACUCAGCAGACAUGUAGUUGAACGUGAUGAAAAACUACAAAUCAGAUCCACAAGGAUGAAGAAUUGGAGAAGUACUUGGGAAAUACCACCAUCGCCGCGGGUGGUGUCCUUCCGGGAAUCCCAUCGAUCUUGCUGCAACAACAGCCGAAGUCUAACAAGUAAAAACAGGCGGUGAUAGUGCUUUGAAAACAACUACCAGCACGACGGGUCAUAAUUCACUAGUGUGUGAUCCGCGGCACUACUUCGAACUGGGAUCGAGACCACCGUUCCUGCUCUCGUCAGCAUCUGACCUAUUUUCUUGUUUUACGGAAGUUCAUCAACACUCACGGUCACGCACGCCUUCGCCCUCUCAGAAAAGUAGCACGCCUGCGAAGGAAAGAUGAAGUUAACAGCAGCAAUAUAGGAAUCAUGAAAUUCAUUUGUUUUGCUUGGCGUGGUUUUUCCCCUGUUUCGCGAACUGAUCUUUAUUUUUCUUCAAUAUGUGAUUGUCGCCUCUUGACAUCGAGCUGCUAAUCUUGGAGAACUUUUCUGAACUGAUUUUACUUUUUUCAACGUCGCAGAGAAUAUUGGACGAUGUUGGCAAUGGCAACCUUCACAACGCCUAUCAUUCAAACUCCAGGCAAUUUUUUGACGAGCCUCGCUUUUCAACAACUUUUGGAGAUGGAAACCGAACAAAGGAAAGGUACUGCUACAACCACGGGCAUAGGGCAGGAAAAGGAUGCGUGUCACGAGUUAAACCACAAAUGUCUCAGAUAAGAUAGAACAGAGAACUGAUUUGAAAAAUAAUACAAAAACGAUGGUGGACGCGGAGAAGUAGAAAAGAAAAGCCAAAAUACAAACCGAAAACGCCAAGCUCGCUGAGUACGUGGGCAUCCAGAUCUAGAUCUUGAUCUACAGUUUUAGUGCUUGCUUUCAGGGCGAGGUGUUCGAAGUAACGAUUUCGCGUACUGAGUGCUUUAUUUCUACAUCUUUAUGCUUCGCUCGUCGUUGCGCUUUGGCAUUGCACUUUUCUUUCUUCGGUUUGUCGUCAUACGUUGCUGUCACUUUUUCCCCGUGGAUCCGC
Amoebophrya sp. A120 is the source of this 2451-nucleotide messenger RNA. The record is from the annotation of a GenBank genome assembly. NCBI's taxonomy places the organism in Eukaryota, Dinophyceae, Syndiniales, Amoebophryaceae.